GCAGAGCUCGACGAAGAAAACGCAUUGCAAAACAGUAGUUUGGCAUCUUGUCUUCAAGAGGAAGUUGCGUCAGAUGCAGAAGUGUCAUCUUCAAUAGUGAGCGGCGCAGCCACAGCAUUGGAAAUCGACGCAACGACGCCGCCCCCAGAGCAGGAGCCACAGCGUUUCGCUGCCGCAAACAACGGCGCAGCUGAAGAAAUUCCUAUCGGCGCUAGUGACAAAGUUGAGCUUGCGAUGGCCGGCGAGAAAAUAAAAGCCGAGGAGUCAACAUCCGGAGUGGGGCUAGCUUGCAUCGAUGUGGUUUCAACUAGCAGUGGAGUAGAACAGGAGGACGAUGGGACGUCAUCGUCCGCGACUAGAUCUCUCUUUACAGCGGCUGCACCCGCAGUUGCAACUGCUGACGCAACUGGGGCUUCGGAAAAAGCGCAGGACGAGGCUGCUGUGGACGACAAGGAACUCUUAGAAAAACAGGCAGAGGAGAAAUCAUCGACCAGUCAUGUGGGCUCGCGAAGCUCAUCCAAACAGCAUGCUGAUGUAACAAGAGCGAAAAAUAACGAGGUUGCAAGCAAUUUGGGGGACGAGGGACCACCAGGCAGUGCCAAUUUUGUCAAGGAAGGCAGUGCUGUGGCAGUAAAUAGUGGAUCUUCUUCAAUAGUCACUGCUUCUGCUAUUAGCAGCAGUAGCAGCAGAGCUAGUAGUAAGACGGUUGCUGUAGCUCCCACGAAAACAAAGACGAAGAAGAAUGGAAAAAAUAAGCCGAACGUGUGGGUGUUAAAGCCGGGUCUGUUCGCUAACCGGGGUUGCGGCAUCGAGAUUAUGACGGAUUUGUCGAAGAUUCAGGCGCAUCUGCGCAAGAAGAUCCACAAGACGCCGUUUUUAGUACAGAAGUAUAUCGAAAAGCCCUUUCUCGUUGACGGUCGAAAAUUUGAUAUUCGGGCCUACGCACUUGUAGUGGACGAAUGCGACGACAUCGACGCUGCCGCUCCAGCGGUCUCACAAGGCGGAGGUGGCAGACCUGUUUCUAGCGUACUCGGAAGCGGUGGCCCAGAAUCAAAAACAACGAACACGACGAAAAAAGCGACAACUGAAUCGUUAACUAAGGCUUCAACUGCGACGCCGAUCAUGGGUGAAACGGUAGGAGGCACAAACGCAUCAUUAGCCAGGACCGAAGUAGAAGGCACACCACUUGCGACACCAGAUGGCGCAAUUUCAUCUGAGACCGAGGAGCUGAGACUGCCAAACAUGCGCACACCGCGAGACGAGGAUCAUGGUAUUCCCGAAGGCAGGUCGGAAGAGGACGAGUAUUUGGCCACGCUGGAAUAUGAUGAUCCGUACAGUCCUAUGAUUCGCACUGCGAGUGGAUGGCAGCCAAACGCGCGCACGCCUCUGAUGUCGCCGCUGCUCAACGGUCAUCUAACGUCACCCUUCGGGUCGCCGCCAGCGACUUCCGUAGGUCGAUUCUCAGGCGAGAAAACCGCUGGUGCGAAUGCUGACAGCCUAGUUGCCGGAGACGGGAAUCAACGAUCGCAGAGUAGAACUUUGGGAAGGCUACAAAAAGAAGCAGAAGGGCCAGCAGGAGCAAUUCAUUCCGGAAUCGGUCGGUCGGUUAGCAGCAGUAGUGCAAGCACUGGUGGAAGCUCUGGAGCAGCUCGUCCCAAGUCAGCAGCUGCAAAGACUUGCACAUAUGAGAUUUACUUUUACGUCGACUACUACAUCCGUACGACAUCGACUACAUAUACUUGCAGCGAUUUUGAAAAUCGACUAAAACAUCUCAACAAUGAUGCUGUUCAGAAACAUGGAAAGGACUAUGGAAAAUUCGAGUCGGCGAACAAGCUCUCAGUUGCGGACUUUCAAAAGUACCUGGAACAACACUACCCGAGCUACCGAACAAACGGUCCAACCGGCUUUAACGUGGAUCAUCUGACAGUAUGGAAAUGGAAGCCAUUAGAAUUUCAGAUAUUGAGAUAUGUAUCGAUGUAGCAAUUUGCAACCUUUUCGUCCAAUCAUCUGUUUGUGAGUGGUGGAUUGUCUCAACAUAUUAGUCCAGGAUGUCCGGGGUCAGCUCUAAUUACCGCGCAGAUUAAGCAGCAUAUGGAGACCUCAUUCCGCGCUGGAUUGCCGCGGCUGAAUCCGCGGCGUGUGCCUGGUUGCUUUGAGGUUUUUGGCUUUGAUUUCAUGCUUGAUUCUGACUUCCGCUGUUGGCUCAUUGAGAUUAACACAAAUCCAUGCCUGGAGUUGUGCAAUGCCAAUCUCGCCACGAUAAUUCCACCUCUCAUCGAGUCGUCGAUUCGAAAAAAAGUUUUCAAGAACUUCGGAAAGUGGUCGCACAAGUGGGAACGCAUUGUUUAAAGAGGAGCAGGAUUGCCACUUUCUAGGUAUCAUUCUGCUGUAAUUCGUGUGGUUUCCGUUGACGUUGAAUCUUUGAAAUUGGACCUUACGCUUAGAAUUAGAUGAGGUUCGUUCUUUCUAGUGUGCGAGUCGUGUAGAUUAGCAAGAAACAACAGAACAAAUAACAGUUGAACUGUUGAAGCUCGCCGUGGUGUGUGAUUCCGCAGUUGUACCUCUUCUUGUGAACUAGCACUUCAUGGCAUGUCACGGCGAGUGUGCCUUCCGCACUAACUUAGUAAGAUUAAGAUUUUCAUCACAAUUGUAGUUUUCAUUGUCUACACCGGGAGGAUCAACAGUGGAGAUUUUUGACGAGGGCCCUCUAGAUAGUACAUUGUUGUACUACAGUAGUACACUUGUUUCAGUUAACGCGCAUUACGGCAGGAACUUUGUCACACAAUAGCCUUUUUGCCCAGGAAAUUGAUGUAGAAACUCUUGUGUAGAAGUGCAUAGGCUGGGCUCAUAGAUUUAUGACUCAGCGAAGCUGUAGCUGUAGGAUAAUUUGUCUGGGUUUGUCACAGGCUAGUGCAGGGAUGACCCUGCGCUGCUGUCAAGUUUAUUCAGUUGGGCCGCCUUGUCUCGUAUAUUAAGCCAAAGAAUCCGGCGAAGACUAUGACACGGGAAGGCCGCCGACAAUGGCCAAAGCCCCCACAAGCAAAAGACAAGCCACGCCGGCGGAGCGGCUGAUGCCCAUGGAGGUGAAGGCGCAACGCACAGGCCCAAGAGCUGCAAAAGAUGCACAAACGAACAAGACAAGCAAGACAAAGAGGCGGAGGAAAAUGAAGACGAAAGGACUCGAAAAGGGAAAAGACGACGGCCACAGGGAAGAACACAGGGGGCGGGCAGAGUGCCACGGAACGCACAGCCAGAACGCAGGCGCGGACAUUGCCGGGGAAAGUGAUUGUGAAGGCGGGCGAGGGGUCGAAGGGGCCAGGCUACGACAUGGGGAGGGGGCACCGCCGUAACUGACGCGAGGGCCAUGCAUGGGAACAAGGAUGACGAAAGACGAAGAAGCAGCGGGCAAGACCGAGACAAAGAGAAGAAGUGAGCCAAUACCAAGACCCGACCAAGGCGAGCGACACAGACAGAGGCACGCGUCAGCAGAGCCCGCCGCGCCGGCGCCCAGCAGGUGCCGCGCGCGCUUGAAUGAACCAGGGGAAGAGGAGAGCGAGGCAGGCGACAGACACGCACCCCCGCCCGCGCCCGCGCCGGCUGGAGUGUCCUUCGUGUGUGUCUGACUGUUCGCCACUGUCUUCGCCGUCGUUGUCGUUUUUGUCGCCGCCUUCAUUCUUUCACCUUAUUCGGGGUCGCCACAGGCUUGCUUGGCGUUGGUGCGGGCGUGCUGCUUUCUGGGGCUGCGUGUCGCUGGGUGACAGAGGUAGACACUCUCUGGCUUGGAGUUUUUACCUCGCUACAGGCGCCGGCCCCUUUCUCCGCGCCUUGUCUCUUGUCAUACAACACUACACCUGCGCGCAGUCUAUGCGGCGUCACGCGCUCGGCAUGUGUGCGAGCGUGAGAGGGUGUCCGGGUCCCCUCGCUCCAAAGGAAGCAGAAGCAAGCGCACUCCCACCCCCGCCCCCGCGGCUAUCAUCUUGUGGGCCUCGCUCGGGCCUUCCUUCUCUGUUUCUUGGGUUUUUGCUCCCGUUGGUUUUCACACAUGUUGACGAGAGAGCGGACGAGCGGAGGCGAAACCCGCAGCACGCGUCACCCGACCCCUCUGAAAGUGCUGACCUGAUCUCGACUGAAGAGAGGCAAGGCCAAAGGGGCGCCCGCUUUUCCUUCGCGGUCUUUUUCGGGUCGCGCGAUGCGCGAAGGCCAGGGCAAGGGAGCCGCCCCAUGACGGACACCGCAGGCACCCGCACAAAGGAGGGGAGGGCGGCGGGCAUUGAUCGGGCCCGAAGGAGUAAAGGGCGCCGGGCAUUUCUGGCUUUGCAACAACUCUCUCAAAGAAAAAGGGAAUGCCAGAGGCCACUCUCUGGGGCUUCGAUGCACAGAGCCAGAGGCGGGACCGGGCUCCCGGCUGUCGCCUGCUCGUCCAUUUGUCCGCCGCGGCUCUCUUUGUCUCGGUAUUUCAUAUGAAACAAAGCGGCUUUUUUUCUUUCUUUACAUAUCCAAAACUUUCUCGCCUUGCUGGGGAAAGGUAGGAAGUCUCUUGCUGAAGUAUCGACAGACAAGAACGAUGAGAAAACUGGCAAAAAGAUGAUGGGCAGACUCAUUGGCGUGGUUCUUUGUCUUGUUCCUUCGUCUGCCAUCUUUGUUGACAUGCAUCGCCAUGCCUGUAAAAGAGCCAACGUCUUUAGCCCGUUAUGGGUCCGUCUUCAGGUUCAAAACAAAGCGACAAUCUCGGGCAAAGCCAGCAACUUCGUUCGAAAAUCACAAUUCGAUAUAGCUUCUCC
Amoebophrya sp. A25 is the source of this 4781-nucleotide messenger RNA. The record is from the annotation of a GenBank genome assembly. NCBI's taxonomy places the organism in Eukaryota, Dinophyceae, Syndiniales, Amoebophryaceae.